AUGUCGCUGUUCAAGAAAGCCCAGUCGGCCGUGGCGCACAAUUCGAAGAUCCCGCAGCUGGGGAAUAGUGACCUGAAGUCCCUGCAGGAUCUUAUUCACACAGAAAAGGCGUAUGUCGCCUCUAACGCCAAGAUGGCUGUCGAGACCCAAAACACGGCUGACGCGCUGCGUGUUUGGGCGAGUGGCGAGGGUGACGACCUGGAAGACGUGUUGCCGAAGGUGGCGUUUUUGUAUGAGCACCUGAGCCGCGCCGAGACACGCUACAACUACUAUGUGUCGACGAUGCGCUUGCACCUCAAGUCGAUCCGCUCGCGCGAGGAGAAGUAUGCGGAGCUGAAGAACCGCCGCCGCUCGCUCCUGAGUAAAAUUGAAGGUAUGGAGCGUAAGCUAGCCAAGAUGGGCCCUGAGAACAAGGACCUCGCCAAGGUGACGAGCAGCCUGCGCGAGCUGCGCAGCGACAUGGAGGUGCUCAACAACGAAAUGGCGCACGAGGAAGCGGCGCUCGGUGACUACAAGCGGCAUACCAUCGCCGAGGCCCUGGGGCUCAAAAGCGGUGGACUCAUGGAGCUUGCCGAGAAGACGAUCGUGAUUGCAGAGUCGUGCCGCCUGCUUGUCGAGGAGAUUCCGCUGCAGCCGACCAUGCCCGGCACGCAGCGCGCGCCGUACCGCAACGAGGCGCGCACGAACCGCCUGCUGCAGGAAGCAGUGCGCCAGCUCGAAUCGAUCCACUUUGAGCCGCGCGAGUCGCAGCUGAAUGUGGACCGCGCGCAGGCGUCGCCCGUGUCGCCGAUGGCGGCGCAGCCGCGCCACGACGGACUGGACACGGGCGCAGGCCCUGACAUGAGCCAAACCAUGCUCAGCACCCACCCCACGGUGCCAAGCGCGACGCCAGGGUUACCCGCGCAUGGCAUGCAGCCCCUGGACGACCGCGAGCAGGGCAGCCAGGGAUGGGUCGCGCCGGAAAUGCCGCCUGCGGACACGGUCUCGCCUCCCCCGGGCCUGCCGACCGUACACGAGAGCCAGCACGACGCAUACGAAUGGGAGGAGCCGUCGCGGCGCUACACAAAUGUGGCGUCGGCGCCUUCACAGCCGGACCUGUACCAGUAUGUGCCGGAUGCCACCUCGAACGCAGUGAACGAUGUGAUCCCGUCGUUCCCGCCCGUGCCGCCAUCGGCGCCCGAUGUGCCGGUCGACGACACCACGGAAGACCGCGCGUACUUUGAGGGUAUCGGCAGCACCAAGGCGCUGCAGGAGGCUGCUGCACGAGGCGGUGGCUUCCCGACCAUGGACACGUACCGCCACAGCCAGCCUGAGGUGUCGGGCCUGUAUAUGCCCGAGGCGUCGCAGGUCCGUGCGCUGUCGCCGUCGGGGCUGCGCCCUGUCGGUGCCGGUGUGCCGCGGUCGCCCUCGGACACACCUGCGCCGCCGCCGCCGCCGCCGCAUGCUAUGGCACCUGAGUAUGGCAUGCCCAUGUCCCAGUCUAUGCCUCCAUCCAUCCCUCCGCCGUCUAUGUCUCAGUCGCACAUGUUCCCGCCGCCGAUGCCUCCUUCGCACAUGCCCCAGCCGCCGAUGCCUCCUUCGCAUAUGCCCCAGCCGCCGAUGCCUCCUUCGCAUAUGCCCCAGCCGCCGAUGUCUCAUUCGCAUAUGCCGCCGCCGCCCCAGUCCUACACGCCAUCGUACGGAGCGGCCCCGCCAUGGAUGCACCGCUCGGCUAUGGGUCCGUCGACGCACCGGCAGCGGGGCCUGCGAUGCUCGCGCCGCCCACAGUGUCCGCGCCUCCGGAGCCAAGUGUCCUUGUGA
This is a messenger RNA of Malassezia sympodialis ATCC 42132, 1800 nucleotides long. RefSeq lists its product as uncharacterized. Gene Ontology annotation, molecular function: lipid binding. The record is from RefSeq and is a predicted model, not a curated record. Gene Ontology annotation, cellular component: plasma membrane; eisosome filament. Lineage: Eukaryota; Fungi; Basidiomycota; Malasseziomycetes; Malasseziales; Malasseziaceae. The transcript has 2 exons. The coding region runs from base 1 to 1800 and encodes 599 amino acids. Gene Ontology annotation, biological process: endocytosis; eisosome assembly.